Messenger RNA from Zeugodacus cucurbitae (melon fly), 3515 nucleotides. RefSeq names its product polycomb group protein Pc (gene Pc). The transcript has 2 exons. The record is from RefSeq and is a predicted model, not a curated record. NCBI's taxonomy places the organism in Eukaryota, Metazoa, Arthropoda, Insecta, Diptera, Tephritidae. The coding region runs from base 698 to 1933 and encodes 411 amino acids.
GAAUUCAAUUAUACUCGCGUUUUUGUGGUGAAAACAUGUAGAAAUCUUUGUGCUGGAUUUUGAAUAUAACAAUAAACAUAUUUUGCGGCCUUGUUAAUUAAUAAAUAUAAUUUAAUAAUUAAUAAGUGAAAUAUUGACAAAGUGUGUGUGAAAAAUAUGAAUAUGACAAUUUAUAUCGGUCUAUAAAAGAGCUGUUUUCGAAAUAUAUGUACAUAUAUAUUCGGUCGUCGCAUAUUAAGAACGAGUAGCGAUUUGCAUACUUUUCUUUAUUGAUGCACCAAAUGUAUUGGUCCGAGUGAAAUAGCAGAUACAUUUGCUGAAGGACGUUUCGCAUUUUUUAUUUAUUCGGUGUUUUCAAGCGCUGGCGCUCGAAUGUUUCGGUACGACAGUAGAUGUUUCAGUGGUUUUAGCAGAUACUUUUGUCAAAACAUUUACAAGAUACAAUUUGCGCACAUUUAAUUUGCAUAACUAUUGUUUUGUUGACAAAUUGAACAAUUCAGAAGCAUUUGUGUUGAUUUGAAAUAGCUAACGUGUAAAAAGCUAUUGUGAUAAUACAUAUUGAAAGUAUACGCAAAAUCUACUAUAUAUUAUACACCUCGAUAUUACACAUUUUUGCCGCGCUUUUUUCGCAAGUGGUAUUUCAAUUUAUGAAAAAUACGGUGCGGGAGCAUUAAAAUCUGUUAAACUGGAUAACAAUAUGGGAAGUUCCGACGACCGCGUUUACGCGGCGGAGCGGAUAAUACAAAAACGCGUUAGAAAGGGUGUUUUGGAGUACCGAGUAAAAUGGAAAGGUUGGAAUCAACGAUAUAAUACCUGGGAGCCUGAGGUUAAUAUACUUGAUCGGCGAUUAAUUGAGAUAUACGAACAGAGUAACCGUUCGUCUAAUACACCAUCAAAGCGUGGAGGAAAGCGUAAGGAGAAAGCACUUGAUCCUGAGCCGGAAUCUGAGGAGGAUGAGUAUACAUUCACAGGCGAUGAUGUGGAUAUAAAUCAAGCUUCUACUUCAGCAGCUUCUUUAUCCAAUAACAGUCAUCAUCACCACCACCAUCAUCAUGACAAGGAAAAGGAGAAAGAUAAGAAACAUCACCAUCAUCAUCGCUCACAUUCGCCAUAUACAGAUGGGCAGCGUGAUGCUACUAACAGCAGCGGUAAUAAGCGACAUACCUAUACCUCAACGUCGGCAUCAGUGUCGGCUGCUGUUGUUGCAGCCGCUGCAGCUGCCAAUUCCGCAUUAAAUUUCAUGCCCGAGGCUGAUUCCAAUUCAUCUAGUUCUGAAGACCAACCGCUAAGUCGUAAGGAGGUCACUUCUAUGGGCACCAAACGUAAAGCUGAAGUUCUAAAGGAAUCUGGUAAAAUCGGUGUCACUAUAAAAACCUCACCCGACGGACCACCACCUCCUAAACAACAUUGUGCUUCUGCUGUCACUGUCGACACAGCCACAUCAAUAUCAACGCCGCUGAAGUCUGAAACUGAACCGCUAUCACCAGAGACGCCAGCAUCACGACCCGAACAAGCAACACCCGCAGAAAAGAACGCAGCAUUGCAUCAACAUUAUAAUGCCACAGCGGCUGCAAAUGCAGACGAUGAUGAUUCAUCAUCACAAGCAGAUAGUCAAACGGAUAAUAAUCAUGCGCCACCCACACAUAACAAGGGCACAGGCGAUGAUGGUGCUGGCUCACCCAAACGUAACGGACACGUUACAGAGCAACAUCAGCAACGACAAAGUGCUUUGGCGCCACAUUCACCGAAGGCAUUGCCACCAAGUUUUUGGUUGCCCAGUAAAUGUAAUAUCUCGGAUAAAGUGGUGAUCACUGAUGUUACGGUAAAUUUAGAGACUGUCACCAUAAGAGAAUGCAAAACGGAGCGUGGUUUCUUUAGAGAACGUGAACUAAAAUCGAGUGGCAUGAAAACAGAAUCUGAUUCUGCUGCAUAAAAAGGGGCGACGCACAAAAUGAAAAAAAGGGAUAUGAAAAAGUUAAACAAGGAAUACAAAUUGUAAAUAUGUUGAAUUAUAUUAUUUUGUGAGUGAGCGAGAGUUUGUGUACUGCGGUGAGGUGUAACGAGCAACAGUUAUUUCAAAAUAUUUAUAUUAAUUAAGAGAAGUACUUCUUCAUAGUACGUACAUAUGUAUUAUUUAUAGUUGUAUGUAUUAGUUACAUAACAAAGCAGUUAAUAUUAGAUGAUUAGUAUUAAACGCUCAUUAUUUUUAUUUUUUUUUUAAUGUUAUUGUAAAUAAUGUAGUUUUAGUAGAUAUAUAUAUAUAUAUUAUAUAUUAUUGUAAUCCAAUCUGGUUGAGCAGAGCCAGUAACAAUUGAAAAAUGAAAGAGAUAUUGCAGUGCAGUUACUUAAAUGUUGAGGCAUAUAGUGAAGUGAAGUGUUCAAAAAUGGUAAAUAUUUGCGCGAAGUUAAUAUAACAGUAACGAAGCAACGCUUCAUAUUUAUUUUACUUUUGAUGGCGUUUGAGAGGCAUAUGGAUUACUAUAGCUUAUAGAUUUUUAUUAUCAGUUAGUGUUAGUUAAGGCUACAACAGACACAUUCCUCAGUUGUUAUAGAGUUGUAUGUAUGUACUUUUGUUGAACAUUUUGCAGAAUUUGAUAUUCUGUAUUUUUUUCAUAGCAAAUGCUUAUAGUAGCAAUAGAACAUCAAUUAAAAGUUCGAUUGAUUUGAGUUAAAAGAGUCAAUCAAUGUCUUACAAACAGUAGAAAAAACUUAAACAAAUGUAUUAUUGUAUCGAGUAUCGUAAAACGCAUAAUGUAUAUAUGUAUGUUAUCAUAUAGAUACCAACAAUGUAAAAACUUAAAGCGUAAAGCAAAUCACAAAGUAUAUUUAUUUAUAAAUAAAACAUUUAUUUUGCUCGAAAAACAUUUACAUACAUAGUCAUGUAUGUGUGUAUGUAUGCAUUAAAAUACAAUAGGUUUGCAUUUUGCCGGCUAAACUUGCAUAUAUUGACUAUAUUUGCAUUAUGCUUAAGCGGGUUCACGCCUUCAACAGCUACGAACAUGCUUAUAUAUGCAACUGCAUAUAUAUUUUUUUGUUAAAUUUUAGUGCCAGCGCAGUUUGAGAUUAGUUGCAAAGAUUUCAAAGAUUGCUUUAAACAAAAUCAAAAUCUUAUUUAAAACACCAAUGCAUUGACAAUUUAGCGUGCAUCUUGAGUGCGAAUGCAUUAAAUGUGUUAUUUUGCAUAUUGAAUACAAAUUACAUUUUAUUUCUCGCUGUUGUUGUAAAUAUAUUUGCAUAUUACCCAAGAACUUUGUAUAAUACAGCGAUCACAACAAAUACUUCUCGUUAGUUCUUUUCGUACAGCGUACAAAUUUAUACAACAACAACACAAAUUAAAAGGUAUAACGGAAAACCAAAAAAAAAAAAAAAUAAAUGCUUAAAAUAACAAAAAAAAGCAAGUAACUGCAUUGAAAUUCAAAUCAAAUUUGAUAUCCUUAAGCAAUAUUCACACUAGAAAAGUUUCAAUUGCCUUGUCUUUACCCGACUUGUAUGCCUAUUAAUCAAUGACUAUACGA